AUGACCCUCAACUCCUCCGUCCCGGCUUUAGAAAGUUUGCUGUCCUCAAUAUCAUCUUCAAACACACUAUACCUAGACCUCGAAGGAUAUAAUUUAAGUCGCAAUGGGACUAUUUCUUUUAUUGCUCUCCUUGUCCACCCACAAGAAGUAAUUCGAACUAUUGACGUCUUAGCUCCCGGCGCUCUUUCUUUCACCACCGCUUCACACAAUGGCAAAACUCUCAAGUCCAUUCUUGAAGAUCCAAACACCCCGAAAUGCCUCUGGGACGUACGGAAGGAUGCCGAUGCCCUUGUGGGCUCUCUAUCGUGUUGGUCUCGCUGGGGUGACUGA
This is a messenger RNA of Penicillium angulare, 330 nucleotides long. Its product is annotated as ribonuclease H-like domain-containing protein. NCBI's taxonomy places the organism in Eukaryota, Fungi, Ascomycota, Eurotiomycetes, Eurotiales, Aspergillaceae. Gene Ontology annotation, molecular function: nucleic acid binding. The record is from RefSeq and is a predicted model, not a curated record. The transcript has a single exon. The coding region runs from base 1 to 330 and encodes 109 amino acids.